This is a messenger RNA of Mugil cephalus (flathead mullet), 5825 nucleotides long. It is a transcript of the gene ubash3bb, whose product is annotated as ubiquitin associated and SH3 domain containing Bb. NCBI's taxonomy places the organism in Eukaryota, Metazoa, Chordata, Actinopteri, Mugiliformes, Mugilidae. The coding region runs from base 177 to 2105 and encodes 642 amino acids. Gene Ontology annotation, molecular function: protein binding. The record is from RefSeq and is a predicted model, not a curated record. The transcript has 14 exons.
GGGCGGAGUAGCAGGACUCUGCCUGGCCGCGCAGAGCUGCUCUCCGCUCCGUGUCGCUGCCGUUGCCGCUCCACUCAUGCGGACUCAGCCGCGGCUCAUGGAGUAGCCGGAGGUCUGGUGGUGGUGGUGGACGGACCGUGUCAGACUCGCAGCGGACUCGGUGACGCCGGUGGACCAUGGCUGCCAAAGAGGACCUCUACAGCAAAAUCCUCCCUCGGAGACUCCGGCACAACCGAGCGGGCUCGAUGAAAUGUGGCUCCAGCCUGGAUGUGCUGCUAUCCAUGGGCUUCCCCAGACCAAGGGCGCUCAAAGCUCUGGUGUCAACUGGAGGUCGGAGCGUGCAGGCAGCAUGUGACUGGCUGUUUUCCCAUGUGGACGAUCCAUUCCUGGACGACCCUCUACCUCGGGAGUUCGUCCUCUAUCUACGACCCAGCGGACCACUACAGAACCAGCUUUCUCACUUCUGGCAGCAGAGCCGGGUCACUUGUGGCAAAAACAAAGCCCACAACAUUUUCCCCCACAUCACUCUCUGCCAGUUCUUCAUGUGUGCAGACCACAAAGUAGAAGCUCUCUGUGAAGCCCUCCAGGCCACCGUACAGCAGUGGCGGGGUCGAUUCCCCAGCCCGCUGCCUCUGGAGCUCUACACCUCCUCUAAUUUCAUCGGCCUUUUCGUGGAGGAGCAGGUGGCCGACGUCCUCAAACAGUUUGCUGCUGACUUUGCCGCAGAGGCCACCAGGAAGGCAGAAGUCCAUGUGGAGCCUCACAGGAAGCAACUCCACGUAACUCUGGCCUACAACUUCCCCUCUGAUCACCUCCCAUCACUGGAGAAACUGGCCAAGGGCAUAGAGGUCAAGCUGGGCUGCGAUUGGCUGGCUGUUCUCUUUUCCCGGGACAUUCGUUUUGCUAACCACGAGACCCUGCGGGUGAUGUACCCCUACAUACCACAGAAUGACGACGAGCUAGAGCUGGUUCCUGGGGACUUUGUCUUCAUGUCCCCGGUAGAACAGACCAGCACUAGUGAAGGCUGGGUGUACGGGACGUCGCUGGCCACAGGCCUGUCUGGACUACUGCCUGAGAACUACGUCAGCCUGGCCAAUGAGUCCGACACCUGGAUCUUCCAUGGCUCCCACUCAUUCUUCAGCUGUGGGCCCAGCGAUAAGAGCGGUAAAGAGAGAGGGAUGUUUGAUGGGCUGCUGGACAGCCGACGCCCUGAAAGUACGAGUCCUGGAGACACACCCACCCUCAGCCUCAUUUGUCAUCCAGUGCAGCAGGUUCUGCGGAUCAGUGGUGGUCACUCUCGUCAGCCCAAGCGGACGCUUUUUGUCUGCCGGCACGGUGAGAGGAUGGACGUGGUCUUUGGCAAACACUGGCUCUCUCUCUGCUCCGACAGUAAAGGCAGAUAUGUGCGCUCCAACCUGAACAUGCCUUCCAGUUUGCCUCUCUGGGGAGGACGAGACUACGACAUGGACGCUCCCAUCACUGUGUUUGGAUCCACUCAGGCUCGAUUAGUGGGUGAGGCCCUGUUAGAGAGUAACACCGUGAUAGACUUUGUGUACUGCUCCCCCGCUCUGCGAUGUGUUCAGACUGCACAGAACAUCCUGAAAGGUCUGCAGCAGGACGGAAAGCUGAAGGUGCGAGUGGAACCGGGGCUUUUUGAAUGGACCAAGUGGGUGUCUGGGAACUCUCUGCCUGCAUGGAUACCUCCCACUGACCUGGCUGCUGCCCACUUCAGUGUGGACACAACUUACAGACCUCUGAUCCCAGUCAGCAAGCUCACUGUGUCUGAGUCCUACGAGAACUACAUGAGUCGGAGCUAUCAAGUGACCAAAGAUAUCCUGUCAGACUGCAAAAACACUGGAAAUAACGUGCUGAUUGUAGCCCACGCAUCUUCCUUAGAGGCCUGCACGCGCCAGCUGCAGGGCCGCAGCCCACAGAACACCAAGGACUUCAUUCAAGUCGUCCGAAAGGUCCCCUACCUGGGCUUCUGCUCCUGCGAGGAGCAGGGAGACACGGGGGUGUGGCAGUUAGUGGACCCUCCCAUCGCCCCCCUCACACACGGACCAAACCACACCUUUGACUGGAGAGAGACACUUCUGCAAGAAUGACACCUGCCUGAGCUGAACCCCUCAAACCUUAUUAUGCUGUACUCCCACAAACUGCAGAACCACAUUUCAGACCAGUGAUCCCACCCCGCAAAAACAAAAACAAACAAAAAAAAUACUGGCACUGUCUUUCUUUCAGCUUCUUCAGCAGCUGCCGGUGUCCGAGCAGGGUCAAGCUCAAGCUUCCGGCCCGGCUGUGAGUGAGCGGUGAGGGGAAAUACCUCCCUGACCGCUUCAGCAAUGGUUCAGAAAAUGCACCACACUCACGCGUCAUCAUAUUGUUACUCUGUUUAAAGAGAGGACGGUUUGGGCGGGAUGGCUCGAUGUCGGCCGCGCUGUGUAGGAAAGCUGAAAUAUCCAAACAUAUUCUCAGUCUCUGCGUAUUUCUAUGAAAUCAGAGGUAACACUGUUACACAAAUAUGUUUUCCCAGUGGAAGGGCCAAAAUGAAAAUUCGAGAGUUUCUGCUCAAUAUGUUCAUGUGAACAGGCCCAGAUUUUUGCCUUUGGUAUUUUUGCCUUUAUCACUAGCUACAGUGUAGACAGGCAGGACAUGUUUGAAAAGAGAGGAGAAGAAUGACUUGUAUUAGUGAUAUAUUUUAGUGAACUAAAUAGUUUGUGUUCCCCAAGUGAGAUGAAGCUAAACUCUUGGAACUAAACGCUUGGUUACCUGUGUCCAAAGCCAUUCCCCUGUUUGCCCCCGAUUUGCUUUAAUGAACAGACGUUUCUCAUAAAUCUUCAUCAUUUUGCGUCCUCACUUAGUGUCAACCAAGGAUGGGCAGCAAUAACUAAAAGAACCGGUUCCAACUGGUUCAGUUCAUCGAUAUCAUCAGCCUCCAUGCUUAUCAAUUCCCCUUAUCAAUACUUUUUGUGACGAAUCUUUACAUCAGCGUCCAGAAGGUGGCAGUAAUGCACCAAAAAGUUGAGGAAUCUUUACGUCGAAGCGUCGUUCACAUGGCUAAGUCUCAGCAGAGCAGCGCUAGUGACGAUCCAGUGGCCAAUUUCCCAUGUUUCUUACACAAGAUCUUAUGUUUUAUUUAGAAACUCAAUAAAAGGAGGAACUGAUAAGGAAAUCGAUGAAGAAUCAGACUGAUAAGCAAAAUCGUUAAUGGCAUCAGUGUCAAUAAACUCCUAUGGAUGCCCAUCCCUAGUGUAACUUUGGUUUUCUAUUACAUUGCGUUAUUAGAAAGCCACAUUCAUUCAUUGCUACGCUAUGUGGGUAUAAUUGAUGGCACCAUCUACUCAAAUCACUCAAGUCACUUAAAUUCUGUUCACCCGUCCAUCUCUUCUUCUUUUUUUUUUGUUUUUUACCCACAAAGUAAAAUUCAAACCAACCCAACCUAGCAACGCUGCUAGCAUGCAACAUGUAUUUGGUGUUUGGUGCAGAGUUCAUGUGCUCACUCCCCUUAAUUGAAGCAGACUGAGGGUGAUUUGUAAUGACAGCGUACAUGCUUUCCUGCACAGGUCCUGGCAGCAGCAUCGAGCCACAGGGCUCCCGACCAAACAUGAAAACACAAGGUAUUUAUUGUUUUGAAACGGAUUGCCUCCUUUGUCCUGCUAACCCUGCGUCACUAGCCGUUGGGGUGUGGGGGGACUUCAGGUCUUCAUCUGGGACUGCCCUCAUGCUUCCCGCACAACGUGGCCCCACAUGUUUCGCAUUCAGUACAGAACAGCUGCAACUAUAACAGCACAACCUGCACUAUUGACAAUCACACAGUAGCUUCUUGAUUCCGGUCCAGCAGCAGUUUUGGUGUGCGUUCAUUAGUUAAUGUCGUAUUCUGAUUCCGGAGAGAAGAGAAAAAAAAAAAAAAAAAAAAAAACGUCUUCCAGUUUUAUUUGUGUUUAUUUAUGAGCCUUUUCUUUCAGAUGUUCCAAGCAAAAAUAUUAAAGAGGAUCAUUUUUAACAGCAUGCAAGAACUUACGCUCUGUAUCUCAGGUCUUGACAGCAUUUAACACACGCACAUUCAGUAUAUAUGCAGCUUCGAAGUGUCUGUGAUGUUGUACCUCUUGAAGACGAACGUCUCCUGGUGGACUGACUGCCCGCUGAUAGCCGCAGCUUCAGGAGGUGGAAAGUCCGCCAGCGGCAAACGGAAGUAGUCGGUGCUUCGGCACGUCGCACACGUAGCAUAUUAUUACAGCCCAAACGUUGCAUGCUUCCACCUUAUUAUCUCUCAUCCUAGCGUCAUUUAGGAAGCCCUCUCGGUUUAAGGCUCAUUUUGCACUGGAGUAUUCUGCUUCAUUGUUCACACUGAUGGAUUUAACACAGCCAGAGAAGCUGGAAAAUAAAACUCUGACCGCGUAGAAUGAGUAAAGACAUUUACUCUCUGUGAUGCUGGGGACAUACCCUAAUAGACAGUGUAUUAACACACUUGUGUCUCCCGGAGCUUUUUCUCAGCGCCAUUAAUCUGUAGCAAUUGGUCGACAUUUUCAGCUGUUCAGCUCUGCCCACACCCGAUGCUAAGCAUUUUAAUAGAAUAGUUUGACAUAUUUUGGGAAGGAUCAUUGUUUGCUCUCUUACUUAAAGUUGUAUCAUAUUUGAUACUACUCGUGUCUAAAUUUGUUCGAUAGCAGCAGCUGACACUCCUCAGCCUUUUACUUAUACACAUGCUUCAUCUUGAUGGUUCAUCUUUUCACCGGUGUAGCUAGCAGCUAAUGCUAAUGGUCAUACAUUUGCGUAGACCUUUUUUUUUUUACCUACCUACUAUUAGAUAGAAAAGCAGUACUCAAAGCAACUUACACAAUUACUCAUCUACCUGUUUGUUCACACAAGAACACACACAGUCACAACUGGGGACUCUGUGUUGCUCGAGGACACUUCGUCACGUGGUCUACUGGGGAUAGAACGGCUUAUCCCCUGGUUCGUGGACAACUUGCCGUACCUAUGUGGAAGCACAGCCGCCCCAUCACACCUUUUGUCCAGCGUGAGCUUAAUACAAUGUUAUAUACAUAUUUCCAAAAAUGUCGAACUAUAAAUUUAAAAGCAUUCUGGUCAAUUUGCACUGCCAUUUGCUUUCUAUGUAAAAAAAAAAGAUCUUCAAAUCCAUUCAGGAGAAAUCUUGCCACUUGGAAAACAUGUUUAACAUUGACCUUGUUGUGCACAUGAUAUGUUACGUUGCCGUCGUCCAUCUUGUGAAAACAGAGAGCAUCUCAGCCUGACCUGACAACCAUAAAUAGUCUAUAAAGAAGGAGCUGAGUGUAGGUGUUGGAUUGGGAAGAAGUACAUACCACAGAAAUGUGAACGGUUUUCUCUUUUUAACUAACUGUUACUUUCCUCACAUAAAAUACUGGAGCAACAGGUAUUGGAUUCAAGAGUUACUAACUGUGUGUCCGUAGAAAGUGUUGAGUUCUUUUGUGUCAAACUCAAGAAGAAGAGGGCCUGUGAGAUGUAAACAGAGGAAGAAGCCAUGUUGUUCCUGUAUUUCUUAUUUAUUGUCUGAACAUAUCACCAAAUGUGUACAGCAAUUAAUUUAAAUUAGUUACUUCUUUCUUAUUUCUUACAUUUGUUGAUUUAUAAUUUAAGAUGAAGUGUGUUUUUAGUUUUAAAGUUACUAUCAAGUAUCAAGUUCUGAAGAAACAGGCUGUGCUUUUUAAGCAGCUGUAUUAUUUUAAUAUUUUGAGUGUAAGAAAACGGUCAGUCUAUGACGGUGUUCAUUUGCAGUUUGGUUUUGUUCUGAUGGAACAUGAAAUAAAAGCAUAAUUUUUCUCCAUAGCAAUAGCAUUGCAAAA